AUGAAACCAUACAUGAUGUCACCAAGUAUGUUACUCAUUAUUGGCUUAUUCCAACAAUAUCAUUGUGUUAUUGCCAAUGAAAAACAUGAAGAAUUUGGUUCACGAUUCCAACAAGCAAUUAAAGAUGCGAUUACGAAAAUUGAUCAACUUGCUUCGAAUUGUCCAUUGGGAAGUUUUUUCUACAAUGGCUCAUGUUACUUUUACUUACCACCGAAACAGAUGAACAACUUGAAAGGAAUACGAUAUGAUGACGUAUCGGCUACCGAGGCUGCUUCUCGUUGUCGUUUAUUACGAGCUAAACUUUGGGAUAUUGACACUCUCGAUGAAUUUACUUAUGUUCUCGAUCGAAUUUACAACCAAACACCAUCAUUCGAUAGUCCACGAAUUGCCGUGAAUUUUACCCAAGGUCGUCGCUUAUUAAAAUUAAGACCAAGAACUUUGGACCAUCAAUAUUUAUAUUUGACUAAUACGAAUGAAUACUCAUUAACAUACAAACCAUCAUUUGAUUUGCCCGUGAAAAAUCUUUCUUUGGUUAUCGAUAUCAGCAAAGCAACAAAACGAAUAUCCUUAGAGGAGAAAUUUCGUCUCGAACGACGUAGCGAUCAUUUCAUAUGCAAAAUGAAAAUCAAUAGUUGUUACAAUAAUACCCGAUGUGGUCCACAUGGGACAUGUCAAAAUUUAGUCGUGAAAUACAAAUGUAUUUGCAAUUUUAUGUAUACUGGCGAAUAUUGUGAGAAAUUGAGCAGUCGAGGUGUUCAAUCAAUACUUGGUCUGAUUCUUAUCUGUUUAGCAUGUUUAUUUUUGAUAUUAUUACCACUAUUUCAUUUGUUGUACCAAAUGAAAGAUAAAAGAAAGUAA
Messenger RNA from Adineta ricciae, 858 nucleotides. The record is from the annotation of a GenBank genome assembly. NCBI's taxonomy places the organism in Eukaryota, Metazoa, Rotifera, Eurotatoria, Adinetida, Adinetidae.